CAGGGUUAAUACUAAUUAUAUAUUAAAGUUCAAGACGUUGCUAUACGAUACAAGCUACAAUAAUAAAUCGAUCCGUCUUGGAACACAAAGGCAUUUUUACGUUUUUCUUCAAAGAAUAGAAUUUUAAGCAAAUGAGAUUUCUACUAAAUUUCUUUGUAUUAUAUAGAUUACUUGUAAAAGUUAGGCAUAACGAUCAGUCACAGAAAUAACUUAUGACUUGGACAAAUAAUUGGACUUAAAUAAUUGAUGACUUGGACAAAUAUUGGACAAGCGAAAUGUACAGAUGAGUGGAACUCUCAGUUCCCAGGGCAAGGCGUCGUAUCAUCGCACCAACCGGACUCAUAAUUAAUUUCAAUCUCAUCGAUAAAUCCGAUGCUAGCGCAACACACUGCUGUACACGUCUUCAUCUACGUGCACGUCAUAAAGACGUGCAUGUGUGUCUUAUAUAAGCUAGGCGACAGCUUGAUCGGUUUGCAUUGUUGUCGGAGUGAAUUGCAUCGCGAGUGCCUUGCGUGAGUUAUGGCACUGACAAUGUCAUUUUGGACCGUGAUGCGGGGGAUCGGGUGCACUUUGACCCUGCUAUUCGCGUUAUCCGCGCAGGCAAUCGAUUAUGAAGCUCACAGGCACGACGUUAUACCGACAAGAGUGGAGAGUAUAGUCCUGACAUCACGUGACUUUCUUGAGCAAUUAAACCUGCUCAGACCAAGAGCGAGUUACACUUUACAAGAGGCUACAGAACACUUGCUGCAUUUUGGUGCGCUUUUGCGAGCGCGGUUUCUUGAUACUUUCGGCGGUCUCCUCUACAUCUAUUAUGAUGACUUCAGCAUAGCGGAAGUGGAGGCGUUGCACAAGGUGUAUCAAGAGAUCCUCGAACGACGAUACGAUGUAUUCAGUCUGGUCCCUGACAUCCUAAAGAAUUCAGACACAAGACCAUCAAGGAUCUGUACCGAAAUUUACACCCACGCAGAACCCUGUCUGAGGAGUAGCGCGAACAUGUGUCGCAGAAUCAAGAAGCAAUACGAUCUUCCGCAUUCCGACGAUUUCCGCACGCACCUCCUGAAUAUCACUUACCUGAUGUAUCGUUCAUCCAAAAUAUCAAAGCAGUAUCCUAAAGGAUUCUCGCUAUCGGCGAUAUUAAGACUUCUGCAAAGAGAAGUACUGACGAUUACGCCUGGUCUGCUAUCUGGACUUCUCUACAACGUGAGAUAUGAUAGCUUCGAUGACGACAUUCGUUUCGCUGAAAGGGAACUCGUACGAUAUCUUCACAAAAUCACAAGCUCUACCGAACAUACCUUUAUAGAAAUUAUGGAGCCGAUACCGAUGAAGCAGAUGAGGAAGUUUCACAGUGCAAGUUCCUUUCUCAAGUAUUACAUCAACAUUGUCAUUGAUAAAUUACCAGAUGAAAACUUAAAGAAACACGCGGUUUUAAUCUCAAAACGCAUCAUCGACGACGUCGACACCAUCGAUGAGAAUAUCCAAUUGCUCGGUAAUGUUUACGAGAAUCGACAGAUUCACAUUCGAUAUCUCUUUGACCUCGUAUUACCCGACGAUCUACUCGAUAAGGAUGUGAUCGAAGCUAAAAGAUAUUUGGUGAUGAAGCUAAGUGAGUUUGAUGUGGUGGAAAGGUACCUUAAGGUACAAAAGUAUCUACAAGCCACACCUGCUCAACUGGUGAUGGAGAUCACUGGACAGCUGAAGGAUAUCAAUUUCAUUAAAGAUAUAGCAACAUCUUUGCGGAUGCAUGCAAGAUUUUGGCGCAAAAGUAUUAUGAUCGAAAGUCUCGACGAGUUAUUGGAGCUGUUUGACGCUUACGAGAAUCUGCGGCAGGUACCGCAUUAUCAGAAGAUGAUGAUGGAUAUUGACAUGCUUAGAAAAAGCUUGUGGGACACGAGAGACGUACCGGUUGAGAUCCUUUGCAGUGCUCCACGGGCUUGCCUGCGAUUAGGUUUGCAAUUGGUUUUAAAGUGCAAGUUUGUGAGUCAUGAGAUCAAAACGCUUAUCAUAAGUUUUUUAAAAUUAAGCGAGAUAUGCGUAAUGCCGGAGGAACCUUUAAUAGACAUUUCCCUCAACAUGGCAAAAAUACGUUCCUCUAAAACAGAAUCGUAUGUUGAGCGGACAGAAAGUUCAAGUGUGGACAGCACAUAUACAACAACGACCGAGUCGACGACUACCAGCAAGGCAACAACGCAAAGUACUGAAAGAUCUAAAGAUAUCACGGAACCAAUCACAAUAUGUAAUGAAAGUACAGAAAAAAUACCAACCAAGCCUGAAGUACUUUUAGAAGAAAGCACCGAGAAUACGACGCCUAUUCUGACACCAAUUAAACACAUAAAAAUCGAAUUCAGUGCGAUAUUAAAUAUAACAAGUGAUGAAGAAACGACUACAGCUGCAGUGAGUACCAUAGCUACAAGUACGUCGCCUACAACGACGACUACAAUAGAACCUACAACAACCACUACAAUAGCGCCCACAACGACUACUACAACAGUACCCACAACAACCACUACAGUAGCACCUACAACGACGACUACAAUAGAACCUACAACAACCACUACAAUAGCGCCCACAACGACUACUACAACAGUACCCACAACAACCACUACAGUAGCACCCACAACAACAACUACAGUAGCACCCACAACAACCACUACAGUAGCACCCACAACAACAACUACAGUAGCACCCACAACAACCACUACAGUAGCACCCACAACAACCACUACAGUAGCACCCACAACAACUACUACGAUAGCACCCACAACAACUACUACGAUAGCACCUACAACUACUACGAUAGCACCGACAACAACUACUACAACAGCACCGACAACAACUACUACGAUAGCACCUACAACGACUACUACAACAGCACCGACAACAACUACUACGAUAGCACCUACAACAACCACUACAGUAGCACCUACAACAACUACUACGAUAGCACCUACAACGACUAUUACAACAGCACCGACAACAACUACUACGAUAGCACCUACAACGACUACUACGAUAGCACCUACAACGACUACUACAAUAGCACCCAUUACUACAACAUUAGCCGCAACGACUACUACAUCGGCUCCAACAACUAUUACAAACUUGCCCACCACAACCACAACAUUAUCAACGACGACAUCGCCUGCAACAACGACUACGUUACGUACAACUACAGAAGAGCUACCAAUUGUCACUAUGAAACUAAAACGAUCAGAAAUUAUGAUGACUUGGCCGACUGAGAAUAUCGAAGUCAGCACGACUUUGCAAAGCUUAACAACGCCUGUCACUGUUCCGCCGAAAUCCUGCGAAUCUCACGAAUGCACCAGCAAGCAAACUCCGAGUUCGACAACGAUGGUCAAAGAGAGUACGACAUGGAUGACCACGAUACCGACUUCUAGCCUCAGAACUACGACUCAGGAAGAUUUCGAAACGACAACCCAACCAACGACAGAAUUAAUGCCAGUCACAAAAGGCGACGAUUGCAUAAGAUCUUGCUCAAAGGAAUGUGCCAAGAGGAAGAAAAUCAAGACGAAAUGCAUCACCCCAGAUUGUUCAAGCAGAUCCUGCGAAGUAAAUUGUGACUCCUUGAUGGAAGACUGCGACGAGGAGGAGGAUACCGUCGAGAAAAUGGAAAAUCACACCGUCGAGUGUUCCAGAGUGCGAUGCAAGGAAGAUUCUUCAGAGAUCUCUGCGGAAUGUGAAACCGAGAUCGACAGGAGUUGCGAUGGUUUGGAAUGCGCUUCCAAAGAGGAAAGCAGUAACGAGUGCAUGACGAUAUGUUCCUCAGACUUGGAGAAUUCGUGCGAGGAAGAUCACAACGAGUGCUUGAGCCCGGAAAGACAAACCGUUGACCUGAAAUAUGAGCGCACUCGAAAACGCACCUUAUGCGAGAUCCGGAAUCCUCAUCAUCGGCGUCAAAUGAAACGAUUGGCGAAGAUGCGGGCACUCAGCGCCGCCACUGCAGCGUCGCGCGCUGGCGUUCUUAGAUCGAGGACAUCGCGACAUCGCUUGGACCGAAUUGCGACGAAGAAACUGUACAAUCUGUUGGUAGGCAGAUCGUCUCGUUCCAAGAAUAGAAGCUCCAAGAAAAUGGCGAAAUACUUGUUGAAGAGACCUUCCAGAGUACUGAGCAAAAUCGAAGGGGAAAGUUGGAGACAAAAGCGGAACCAAAUGUACAAGCUGAGGAGGCAACUGGCGAGGAAACACGGCGGAAAAUUGACUGCGCGGACAUCAAGGUACCAGAAAACGAUUCCGUUUCAUGAGAGUCAGGAUGCGAAGGGAAUAAUCAGGAAGGACGCGCAAUUGAUUAUGGCAGCGUCGCAUAGAAAAAUCAAAACGGGAUCUGUCAGUUUUUCGAAUAACUAUUAAAUGAUUAAUUUAUCAAAAAAUUAUAACUGUUUAUAUAUAAUUUGAAGAUAGUCGGGAAAAUUAAAUGCAUUAUAAAUACGAUUUCUUCAACGCAUUCUAAAGGCCGCCUUUCACGGCGCAGAACCGAUUAAUUAACGUCACGCUAAUAAGGUUCUUAUCAGCGGUUGAAGUAACGAUUUAUAAUAUGCCAGGCAGCCGAGGUAUUCCUGACCGUUUUAAAUCAAUCGUUAGAGAUGUCGAUAAGUUUUGUGGAUGCUCCAGGGUUUGAUAAAAAAGAUUGUAGGCAUACAUCUUCAUUAAGAGGAUAAAGGAGGUUGAAAGACGUAUCCGGACUUAAAAAAAACAGCUUUGUUAUUUAUUAAUAUUGUGUCAAGGAUGUAAUAGCAAUAAUCUUCACAUUAAGAAUCUAUUAGACUGACAUGAAACUCAUAAACAGAUCAAUAAAAAUUGAAGAUAGAAGCGUUAGGUAGUCGGACAUUAGAGAGAUGCAACUAUUUAGAAAUUUGGAAACUUUCCU
Ooceraea biroi (clonal raider ant) is the source of this 4882-nucleotide messenger RNA. RefSeq lists its product as uncharacterized. The record is from RefSeq and is a predicted model, not a curated record. NCBI's taxonomy places the organism in Eukaryota, Metazoa, Arthropoda, Insecta, Hymenoptera, Formicidae.